Neurospora hispaniola is the source of this 5216-nucleotide messenger RNA. RefSeq lists its product as uncharacterized. Gene Ontology annotation, molecular function: transmembrane transporter activity. Bases 341 to 4753 code for a protein of 1470 amino acids. Gene Ontology annotation, biological process: transmembrane transport. The transcript is spliced from 7 exons. NCBI's taxonomy places the organism in Eukaryota, Fungi, Ascomycota, Sordariomycetes, Sordariales, Sordariaceae. The record is from RefSeq and is a predicted model, not a curated record. Gene Ontology annotation, cellular component: membrane.
GUUGACCACCGACUGCAGUCAACAUCACCUUCCAUCAGAUGUUUCCCUCGUCGGGAAUGCCAACCUUGGCCCAAUCACUACUUCUGGACAUUUGAUCUGCUCUUCAAGACUCCAUCUUUCCAUCUUCUCUUGCUACUACUGCACACUUGGACAUAUGCUCCUGUUUUGCUCUCAUGGACUCGGUCUCGAGGACAACAUCAACCACCACCACCGCGACACCGAAACAUGAUAUGCUUUUUCCCUUUCGUCGUUCCACCUUAGAAAGGCCACAUGCUUGAGUCCUCUUUACCCAUCAUCACAAUCGAAGUGACAAUACAAUACGAUCCAAGGCGGCAAUACGAUGCCCCGCACGCCGUUCUCUUCCCCUUCCUCCUCCUCCGCCAUCACGACCAGAUCCUCCCCCUCGAUUCGCUCUCUGCUGGUACUAGUCGCCCUUGUCAAUCUCGCCUGGAGUCUCUACCAGCUCCCGCUCAACCGUGUUAUUGAACGCAGACUCUGUCGCGACUUCUAUCUUGGCGCCGACCCUUCGGCAAUUGGCCAUGAUGGAAGCGUGCCCGAGGAGCUGUGCAAGCUGGACAGCAUCCAGCAGGAUCUGGGUAGCAUGAUGGGCCUCAUGGAGACGGGCUGGGUUGCUGGCGACUUUGUCAUGACCAUCCCCCUCGUGUUGCUUGCUGACCGCUACGGCCACGCCCAAGUCCUGCGGCUCAACCUCGUGCCUCGCGUCCUUGUGCUCUGCUGGACGCUUGCCGUCGGCUACUUCGACCACGCCCUUCCCCUGCCCGCCCUUGCCCUUGGCCCGCUCUCGUCAGUCCUCGGCGGAGACUGUGUCUUCAACUCGAUUGUGUACUCGCUGGUCUCGUCGGCUACCCAUGACGAUGUGCAAAGAGCUACCUUCUUCGGCCAGGUGAAUGCUGUCUCGGCCAUAUUCGCCGCCCAGCUUGGUCCUGCUCUGGCCUCUGGCACCAUGAGCAUACUGCUGUGGCUUCCUUUGUGUGCCGGCGUCGUCCUUCUUCUCGCCGCUGUGCCCGUCAUCUCCGGUCUUCCCGCAUCAAACACCGGCAGUCAUAGACGCCAGCACGACCAAGAGUCGAUAGCGCCCCUGCUACCGCAAGACCUCCCUUAUCGUCCGGAUCCCACGCUCAGCAUCACAAGCUUCAAAGAGUCCGUCUCUGGUCGCAUUUCGUCCGUCUUCAAGGUCAUAACCAGCUACCCGCCCAACUUUACACUCCUGCUCGCUAGCUUCUUCUUUACCUCUCUGGCCAGCUCCGACACCAAGCUCAUGGCCCAGUACAUCUCUAAGCGAUAUGGGUGGAAAUUUACCUCGGUCGGCUACUUGCUAUCGGGAAAGGCAGUCUUCAACUUUUUCCUUCUCUACCUUAUUAUCCCUACUAUCUUGCGCCGGCGCCGAUCCCAAUCUUCUCCAUUGUCUUCCUUUCAGUCCCGACGCCUCUCGGACCCGGACGUCUUCACGAUUCAGGACCACAAGGUGGCCGAUGGAUACAACAUCAGCUAUGCUCAAACAUGCCUUAUCUUUUCUGUUCUGGGGGUCGUCGCUAUAGCCAUGGCUUCGACGAUUUGGACCCUGGUACCGUCACUGCUGCUUUACGCCAUGGGCAUCGCACUCCCCAUGUUUACGUACUCGCUACUCAAAUCACCGUCGUUAUUACCAGACCCCAGUGGGCCGGGGAUGAGCGCGGCUGGUGAUGCCACUGUUGUGGUUUCGGAAGCUCAGAUUUUCUCAAUCGUUAUGCUGGUCAAAACGGUAGGCUUGCUGGUCGGAGCACCGACCAUGGCUGCUUUAUGGGUGCAAGGCGUCAAGGUCGGCGGGUACCUAGCACAGAAGAUCUCGCGACGAACCAGAAGCCCCUCAGGCAUAAGUACGCAGUUUCCCAGCGACUUGGUCGACGCAUACGGUCUUCUUCCGCGCACUUGUCUACAUCGACUUCCUUCCUUUCGUCGCAUACCCAUCAUGGCAAACCAACAAUUACCUCCUCCACGCCGUCGUGGGGAUCAUUUGUUCGAGCGAUGGGGGGUUAAGCUACAUGAGGACAGCAACGGCAUUAUCUCCUCUGGAUUACUUCCCAUGUUCCCGACUGUUGACGGACCGUACGGUCUCGCUGAAGACCUUUGGUGGACGCAUAAGCGAGCGCUGCAGGAGGCGGCUACACACGCGCAUCCGAUGCCAAAGUCCAUACCGAAGCCCUCGGGCGUACAGCUGGACGAAUUGUUCUGUACCGAACGGUGGCAGCAGGUCGCUCUCCACGGCCUCAGAACUUGGGAGCUUCCUUCCCUCAACCAAGGUAUCAUAGGGACAAGUUACUGGCAAGAGGUCUUUAUGACGGACCUCUCAAUCAUGCAACUUUCCAAUAUCAGCGUCACAGUUGAGCAAUUCCCGGACAUUGAUCUUAUCCACGUUGACGAGAGCAAGUGGCACAUAGCCUUCCGCCGCAGCCGGUGGUAUGAUUUGCGGGGUGUUGUGUUGGAAAAGGACGUCAACGGGCGCCCUACAAACACUCGAAAUUGGAGUGUAGACGACAACGGCCUCUGGGGUGAACUGCGAGUCGCUAUUGAGAUGGCCAACAGGAUGCUGCACCACGUCCUUUACGGCGACUGGAUUUCUGCACUGCUGGAGGGAUCCACGGAUCCGAUUCCGAAUGUCUUACCACUCUCAGGAAAUCGUAUGCCCCAGCGGAUGGUUUCGCCCGGUGAGGCUGGAAUAGGGCUCAAGCAACCCGACCAGCGGAUCGCCAACCGAAUAUGGCACCAAAUUGAGCUUCUAUCACAGUGGAUAAUCUGGUCGUUUUUUGAUCCGCGGGAUUUGGACAAGUAUGGGUCAUCGGGCCAGCCGGGCGGUGUCACAGCCGGUUACUGCAGCUCAGCACAACUGCGAACGGUGAUGGAGAAACCUCUUAAUCCCAGCGCCCUUCCACACCCGCAUGACCCCGAGGUGUUCACCGAUAUCAAAAUCAAUACUAUGCUUCUCGAAGCGUUGCUUUCCAUCUCAAAUACUCCAGAGGAAGUUGCUUCCAAACACACCACGCGGCUCCAGUUAGCGCUCGUAAUAGUACACGAGUUCAUGCAUGCACUUCAGCAGGCAAGAGUCUAUGUCAGUACUUGCUCAGGCGGGUGGCAAUAUGAACCGUAUUAUAAAAAUGAAGUUUCUGCAGAACUGGGUUGGUCACAGGAACAAUCUCUUCUUGACGCUGUCACAAUAAUUGGACCUGUGAACGUCUUUGUGCCUGACAGCGACUUCCUCUCCCGGGCUGGCCCUGCGUUUACUAUUGCACAAUCAUGGCUUGAUGACCCGACAGUACGUGUAAAAGGUAAAGAACUACAGGAACUAGAUGGUUCUUUGCGUGGUGCGCUGGAUAGAGUUACCUCCCAGAUGAGCCCCCUACCUACAUACUGGUGUUCCCGGUUCCAGUCCCAGAGCUUUUGGGAUUCUCAUGUUGCUGUAUACGGGAAAAGCGCGCUCAAAGCUGAACCAGUGGUGCGCACUAAGCAAAGGAUCAGCAGGGGGAACCAUGUGCGGAUGUACCACGCCAGGGGACACGUGCAACCGUCGCUGUUGCGUCACCAACCGAUAGUACCGAACCAGAUGCAGAGGUUCCGGCUAGAGGAAGAGCAGACGUUCCAAUACAUGGAGUUCCGCAAAAAACUGUGGAAAAGCCUACGGCCUUGGUACAAGCAGUCUUACCGGAUCUGGCAGAAAACCCCGUACUCGUUUCUGCGCCUACGCCGACUGAUUGACCAGUUCCGACAGGCGGUCCUUCAACGAAACCGUGCCGAUGCGGAAGCCGCAGUCAAGGAAUACAGCAGCUACCUCAAUGAACUCGCCUUCGAUCUGAGUACACCCUACAAUUUGACCCCUGCCCCUCCCGGGACCGCACCCUUCUGGUUCUUCGAAUUUCACCAUCAUCCGGCCCUGUGGCCCUUUUGCAUGCUCGAAGUUAUGAUGCAUGCGUCUCUUCCGUAUGACUGGUCAAUCUCAGUGGGGAAGAAUGCAGCACCUCCAUCCGCGCCGACAGCUACCACCAGCAAAGUAUCCUUGCCCAACCGCUGGUUUCCGAGCCAGCACGCCCGGGCUGCCGGUGCCUUUUUCAAGUAUCCAUUGUUCUGGACUUCCGUGGACGAGCCUCCCAACGCCAGUUUGGCCAGGCCUGAUGUCACUGACCCCAGCGAAAUCUACCCGCCUAUGGUCUGCAGAGUGUUCGCCAGGCCCCACGGGACAUUAACAUGGCCUUCACCCAAGAGCCUGACAUCCCUUUACAAAGCUCGCUGGGACAUGCUCUUUGCCACGGAGAAUGAGAGAAUCAAACAACCCAUGAAGAAGUACCCCAUCUCCAAGAGGUUGUGGCAGGCUCUCAUGGACCAGUACAAGCAGCUUCUUAGGCAGAACCAACGCCUCGGUGAAAAUAACAGCAACGGGCAGUGGUUAGACUUUGACUUUGUAUUCCCCCCUUACGAUGAGAACGAUGAGUUUGUGGUUUUGGAGAAGUUCAGCAGGCCCAUGUCAUUCACGCGGUGGAUAAUGACGGGGUUUAGCGCCCCGGACUGGUUUCUGCAAGGCCAUGCGGAUCCUGACAAGCUGACAGUCAUGUCCAAGCCAGCGCCUGCACCGGCGGACGCCCCCGAGGUGUACUUGCCCAGUGAGGAUGAGGGGGAUGGGGAUGCGCCCGAGGUUUGGCAGCGUUGGUGGCCUGUUCACCCUUAUGUGGAUGUGGACAUGGACGUGGACAUGAUGGAUGGGUGAUUUCGAGAGCUGAGCUGCACCACCGACCGGGUCGGGCAUGUCAUGUUUCGUUGAGGCUACAGGCUAGUAAGACGAUCGGCCAGUGACUCGCGCAGGAAGGAACAAGACACAAAGAGAUGCAGAAGCACAUGGAAGAAGAAGAGGAGGAAGGUUCCGGUAAAGUAGGUAAGGCGGGUGCACCGCAUUCUUACAGCAGUUUUGGAUGUUCCUUGUAUUUGUCUUUAUUCAGAUUGUGGUAUAUUGAUGUGGUAUAGUAUUUCCGCUGUAGAGUCUAUGCUUUGUCAUAGGAGCAGUCUGAUAUAUACCAAAGUUCGCUUCACUGCUGUACUUCAUGCUGUGCGACGUUGGUUUUACAGGAGAGUUUGGCGGGAGAUCCUUCUGUUUCACGGUCUGGUCCGAAGCUUGACCUUGAUAAGGGAUUAUCCCAGCACUAUGAUUCAACCAUUAAUACAGGGUUAGCCCG